CUUGUCUCGAUGCCCAGAACCAGCCUAGAGCAGGAAGCAGUGUGACGGAGUGUGUAUCUGAGCUGCAGCAGUGUCAGAGCCUUCACUUUACUGCGGAACAUCUUCCAGAACCAGUCACAGGACAAGCAGGAUGAUACUGGGAAAUCAGAGCCGCCAAUGAAGCGCUGGAAAGGCUCGCCGUGUGAUGUCGACUCCUGGGUCGCCCUUCCAGUCCUGUCAGAUGAGCAGUCACAGGAUGUCGAGCUGGUGGAGGUGUUCGCUGCGCCCAUCCUCGACAAGAAGGAGACAUCUCGGCUUGUCAGGGAAUUGAACAGCCUCUGCCCGCUGAGCGGCCUUCAGCACGUUAAGAGGGUGCGGCCGUGCAGGGAGAAAACCCACCCCCUGGAAGUCCUCGUGUGCCUCGUCAGUGAUGUGCCACAAAUGCAGGUGGUUAGUAUUGACUCUCUGCUGCCCUCAGGUGGAGUAAACUGCAAUGGGUUGGGUGAGCCUUUUGUGGUUAAGGUUCCCGCCCGUGCCCCUUUGACCCGACCCCAGUUUGAGUUAGCGAGCCAACACUGGCCCACGUCCUUUCAUGAGGACAAGCAGGUGACAGUCGCCCUGAGAGGAGAGCUCUUCAGCCGCCAUCAGAAGGAAAGGAUGCACGCCUACAUGGUGUCCGCUGUGACUGCAGCCCGAGAUGGAGGCAUGGCGGGGAUGGAGGCCAUCGGGGCUGUGUUGGUUGACCCAAAGACAGAGAGGAUCAUCGCAGUCGGCCACGACUGCAGACGCAAGCACCCUCUUCAUCAUGCUGUCAUGGUCGUCAUUGACCUUGUAGCUCGGAGUCAGGGUGGUGGGGUUUAUGGUUUUGACAGUUACCCCGCCUGCAGGUUUACUUCGGCGAGCUCAGUUCAGACGGAGGCCCAGACGGAGAACGGCACUCAGCCGUACAUUUGCACUGGGUACGACCUUUAUGUGACCAGGGAACCUUGUGUGAUGUGUGCCAUGGCCCUGGUUCACUCUCGGAUCGGUAGGGUUUUCUACGGAGUCGCUUCAGCUGACGGGGCGUUAGGGUCAAAGUUCAAAAUCCACACUCAGAAAGAUCUGAACCAUCGAUUCGAGGUGUACAGAGGAGUUCUAAGCAGGGAGUGUGAGGAUCUAAACAGCAUGAAUGACCACAUCAAAAAGGACCGAGGAGAAUGAAGCCAACUGUUUAUUACACCUUGGAAAUGAAUUUCAAACUCAGACACAAAAGAGAAGCCAGCUACAUUUUCUCUAACAGCCUGCAGCAACUCUUUCUGAUCCUGUAGAAGUCUAUGAGAAGACAGCCACGUCUCCCUUUGGUUUGUCAGCUCCGAAAACAUGUUCCUGAUGAGUUAAAUCAAACAUUCAGUCCAGUUAAAUUAUGAUCAUGACUGGAGUCAGAAAUGAGGAUUAAUCAGGACAUGCUCGUUAUAUAAAGACCUGUUAAUCACAAGUCUGUAAAAUGUUAUUGCAAACCUUGUUUUAUUUUUUAAGCUGAGAUAAACUUCAACAUCUA
Molecule: messenger RNA, 1516 nt
Organism: Oreochromis aureus
Lineage: Eukaryota; Metazoa; Chordata; Actinopteri; Cichliformes; Cichlidae
Gene: adat3
Product: adenosine deaminase tRNA specific 3
Exons: 2
Coding region: 157-1179 (340 amino acids)
Biological process (GO): tRNA wobble adenosine to inosine editing
Cellular component (GO): nucleus; cytoplasm
Molecular function (GO): tRNA-specific adenosine-34 deaminase activity
Source: RefSeq, a predicted model, not a curated record